UUUACGGUUACAAUGGCACGUACCAAGCAGACCGCUCGCAAAUCGACAGGAGGAAAAGCGCCUCGCAAACAGCUGGCCACAAAAGCUGCAAGAAAAAGUGCUCCGGCUACCGGUGGCGUGAAGAAACCCCAUCGUUACAGGCCUGGCACUGUGGCCCUCCGUGAGAUCCGUCGUUAUCAGAAAAGUACAGAGUUAUUAAUCCGUAAAUUGCCAUUCCAAAGACUUGUUCGUGAGAUUGCUCAGGACUUCAAGACGGAUCUUCGCUUCCAGAGUUCUGCUGUAAUGGCUCUUCAGGAAGCUAGCGAGGCAUAUCUUGUCGGUCUUUUCGAAGAUACGAACUUGUGCGCUAUUCAUGCUAAGCGAGUUACCAUCAUGCCUAAAGAUAUCCAACUGGCACGUCGUAUCCGUGGCGAGCGAGCUUAAUUAGGCGCAAUGAAUUAAAAAAAAUAUUUAA
Molecule: messenger RNA, 454 nt
Organism: Atta colombica
Lineage: Eukaryota; Metazoa; Arthropoda; Insecta; Hymenoptera; Formicidae
Product: histone H3
Exons: 1
Coding region: 13-423 (136 amino acids)
Cellular component (GO): nucleosome
Molecular function (GO): protein heterodimerization activity; structural constituent of chromatin; DNA binding
Source: RefSeq, a predicted model, not a curated record